This is a messenger RNA of Solanum stenotomum, 1785 nucleotides long. Its product is annotated as zinc finger protein GAI-ASSOCIATED FACTOR 1-like. Gene Ontology annotation, cellular component: nucleus. The record is from RefSeq and is a predicted model, not a curated record. Bases 201 to 1778 code for a protein of 525 amino acids. The transcript is spliced from 4 exons. NCBI's taxonomy places the organism in Eukaryota, Viridiplantae, Streptophyta, Magnoliopsida, Solanales, Solanaceae. Gene Ontology annotation, molecular function: DNA-binding transcription factor activity.
UAUUAAUGUGCCAUCAAGAGAGGGAAUAGAGGAGAGAGUUCCCUGCUUGUUUUGUCUUCCUCUACUCAUAGCAUAUUCCUAGUUUUAAGUAAAUAUCCAAUUCAACCCUUUUUGCACAAACAAAAAGUGGUAAACAACAAAUUGCAAAGUUUCUAAAAUCUUAUACUAUAACUAUUUCACCCCUUUAUUAUCAAAAAAAUAUGUCAAAUAUUUCUGGUGAAGAAGGGAGUUUUUCUUCAGGAGAAGAAGCUCAUUUGCACACUUCAAAUAAUAAUAUUUCUUCUAUUACUACUAGCAAUGGUUCCACCUCACAAUCCCAACAACAACAGAAUAAGCAACAACCACUUGCUAAGAAGAAAAGAAAUCUUCCUGGAAAUCCUGAUCCCAAUGCAGAAGUCGUUGCCCUAUCACCAACCACCCUCAUGGCAACGAAUCGAUUCGUGUGUGAGAUUUGCAACAAGGGAUUUCAAAGGGACCAAAAUUUGCAGUUACAUAGGAGGGGACACAAUCUUCCUUGGAAGCUUAGGCAAAGAACAACAACGGAAGUGAGAAAGCGCGUUUAUAUAUGUCCAGAGCCAACUUGCGUGCACCACAAUCGUGCUCGUGCAUUAGGUGAUCUUACGGGUAUUAAAAAACAUUAUAGUCGUAAACAUGGAGAAAAAAAAUGGAAAUGUGAUAAAUGUUCAAAAAAAUAUGCUGUGCAAUCUGAUUGGAAGGCUCACCAAAAGACUUGUGGAACAAGAGAAUACAAAUGUGACUGUGGUACCAUUUUCUCUAGGAGGGACAGCUUUAUCACACAUAGAGCUUUUUGUGAUGCAUUGGCUGAAGAAAACAACAAAGUGAACCAAGGUUUAAUGAACAACAGUAUGGAACACAAUAUGCAUAGUGGCCAAAUGCAUGAACUCAUGUCAUCCAAUGCCUCUUUAGGUUUAUCUGAAUUCAAUAACUUUGAUCCCAAAAAUUCACUAAAAUCACUCCCUCAAGAACUUCUCCCCAUUCCAUUCAAGUCCAUGACCAAUAAUAUGGCUCCAGGUGGCAUGUUCUCGACCACUUCAGGUAACCUAUUUGGUAAUAGUCCAAGAAGUGUAGCUUCAUCAUCUUCCGGACUUCAACUUAGCUCGAAUAUCCCAUCGAAUUUCAAUUAUCUACAAGAUAACGGUAAAAAUGGGGUGGCUCAAGGGCAAGGCCAAUUAUCAUCAGUUCCAAUGUCAGCUACCGCGCUUCUGCAAAAAGCGGCCCAAAUGGGGGCCACGGCUAGUAGUAGCAUAAAUUCCCCAAUGAUGCAAAAGAGUUUUGUAACAAGUGCUAUGGCUGGUCCUGAUAUUACCAUAACAAGGCCAUCACCUAAUUAUGAGAAUUUCCAAAUGCAACAAGACAACAAUCAUCAGAAUCAGAAUCAGAAUCAUCAGUCGAAUUUAGCAGCAGUGAUGAAUGACAUGGGAAUUUAUAGCGGGAUACUAAUGAGUAAUGAUCAAAACAACGAUGCUGGAUACAUCAAAAACGUUACAGAAGUACUUGAUCGCGAUAAUCAUAAUCAUAGUACAAAUGACGGAGUUAGGAACCAGACUAUGUUGGUGCAAAACGGAUCAAAUGACAUGUUGACAGUUGAUUUUUUAGGUAUUGGAGGAGCUUCAAGGACACCAAUUAGUAAUUUGCAGGAACAACGAAGAUUCGAAGCAGCUAUAAAUCAACAGAGGUUGCAAACUACUUCUUUGUUUCAUCAUCAACAAAAUAUUAAUAAUAAUUCGGGUAUGGAAAAGCCCAUAUGGGAUGUUUGAUGGAUAC